CACGCUGCUCCAAGAAUGCAAGAUGGAGACGAGUGUGUUUUCAGAUUGGAUAGGUGCGGUUUCUUUCAGAUUAUAAUAGUUGUAUCAGCUGUUUCGUGUGAUAGGCCAGGCCUAUAAACAUCUUAACAGAAUCGAGAUAUUGAUGGUUGAACCACCGUCAAGACGACUACACUGAGAUCAGCUGAGAUCAAUCGCAGUUUAACUUAAUUGUCAACUGUCAAAUGUUUUUGUAUACUAGGCGCAUACAGAACGUUCAACGCAAAGUCACGAAUAGCAUAAUAAUAAUAACGCUUUACGAAGGCUGUGCGUCAAUUCAAUGAGACGCGACAAAUUUUUAUCCAACAAAGAGAAAGUCCGGCAUAGACAUGGAAAAUCUAGAGGCGUUAGGAUGGUACUUGUCUGAUCAUGGUUAUAAUGUGGCAACUGAUUCGGGCAGCAUAAGUGACACGCAAAGGAUAAUAAAACGAUUGUUAGAUCUUGACUUAAGAGAGAUCGGUAGUGGAAAUGGAGAUAUCAAUCAGGGCAAUAUUGUGCUACAAAUACAAAAAAUACGUAAUAUUUCUGCACCCAAGGGAAAUGAAGAAUCAAGAACAGCCCCACGAAUGUUAAAAUUAUCAUUGACAGAUGGUAAAAAUAAUUUUCAAGCUUUAGAAAUUGAACAUAUAUCAGCUUUAAAUUUAAAUACACCACCUGGUACGAAGAUAUUGAUAAAGUCAGGAAUCUUACCUGUAUCACAUGGAAUUCUUUUAUUGAACCCACAUAUAGUUCAUAUACUCGGGGGAAGAGUUAUCAAUUUAGUUGAAAAAUGGGAAUUAAAUAAGAAAUUAGCUUCACAUACUCGUGUAAGAUCGGCUGAAGAAGGUGGACCACCACCAUGGAUACCAUUCGGUAAAAAGAUCAUAAAAGUUUCAGAGCAAGAUAAAAACUUUAAAGCACUAAUAGAAAAAGAAAAAGCUAGUAAAGAGAAUACAGAGUUUGAGGCCCAACGUAAAGAUGCAAUAGCAGAAGCUGCCAAACAAGGCAGUAAGAAAGUAUUUGGCGGCGGAAAUAAGCAGCUUUUAGAUCAUAGUGUACAAAAAAUUAUAGAUCGGGGAUUUACUAUAGAGCAAGCAGAAUAUGCUUUAAGAAUUAACAGAAAUAAUGUGGAUAGAGCUCUUAGAAGCCUGCAAAAAACCGAUACUAAGCAUAACGUUAAAGAGUCUCGAGAACCGCGAGAGCCACGUGGCAAACGUGACAAAAAAACUGAAGAGAGUAAACCCAGCAGUGGAAAAAUAUCUCUAUUUGAUUUUCUCGAAGAUAAACUACCUGUGCAACCUGAAAGCAUCGAAACAGUUAAUUUGUCACAAAACAACUAUGUACAAAAUAGUAAAAAUAAUCAAGAUCGUCUUGAAUCGAGAGGCAACGAUGCACAAAGUGGAAGAGGUGGGCGAAAUCAAAAAAGUGGCCGCGGGUAUCAACCUCCUCCACGACAUUUGGAGGAACAUAAAAAUAGCAAACGAACAAAUAACAGCAAUUCUGCCAUGUACCUGCAAUAUAACGGUGCUACUCAUGCACAGCAAAAUAAACCACCAAGAUUUCAACGUAAUCAAGAACUUCAGUAUCAGUAUCAAUACGACAGUGGCAGAGAAGCGUAUCAGAAAUCUCAGCCAAAUGAUUAUAAGAAUAUGUUUGCUCAGUCGCGCACAAGUAGCGUAAAUGCUGAUAGUGGUAAUGAGAAUUAUAACAAAAAUCAGGCUGAACUACAAGAAAAGAAUCUCAGUAGUAACAAAAGCUAUAAUCACUUCGAUCCCGAAGCUAAGAAUAGGCAUUCUUAUGACGCAUCUUAUGGUAGACAAAAUCGAGCGCAACAAAGUGGAACCUCGAAAGUAGGUUACACAUCUAAUACAACUGAACAGAAUUUUAAGAACCAACUUAAAUAUCAGUCCAAUAAUAAUGUUGGGAACAGGAUGUCCGGGAAUCCUAACUUACAAAGAAGCGAAAGCAAUUAUAAUAAUCAUAAUACUUCCACCAACAAUGCAUGGGUAUGGCGAGUAGGUGACAAGUGUAUGGCCAAAUAUUGGGAAGAUAAUAGGUAUUACAAUGCCGAAGUUACUGGUGUUUCCGAAAGGACUUGCGUAGUGCAAUUCAAGGGAUUUGAGAACUAUGAGGAGGUACUUCAAGUGGAUUGUAUACCAAUAACAGAUGACUAUCAAGAUCAUGUCUCAGAUAUGAGACGGCAAGAUCAACGUUCCAACAAUCGACAGCCACGUUAUGAUCAAAGUCACAAUCACAUAAAUGAAAUUGUGACAGCAGCACCUAUGGAAUUUCGACGAGGUGGAAACGGUACUGUUGGUGGGAAUAAGGGGUACAAUAAAAAGCGGAAUCAACAACGGAGUACACAACCCAUUUAUCAACCGCCAGCGCAAAGAAGCCACACUUCUAUGCCAAUUAAUAGUCAAACUAAUAUCCAACAUAAUUCUUUUCUUUAAUAUAACUCUAGUCUUACACAUCUUUAGUAAAAGAAAUAUUCAGUUCUUACUAAAUAUUGAGGCAGUUGCACUUGCUACUGAAGGUUGAUUUAAUAGAUUGUCACAAACUAAAUUUGACAGUUUAGAUAUCAUAAAUAUUACUAAGCAGGAAUUAUGUGCAACAUUUAAUUUCCACUCGAGUCAAAUUAAAUACGCGAUAACUUAAUAUCGAGCAGGUUGAUGUUUCACACUGUACAUGAGAAGAAAGAAUCACAAAACUUUUAUUGUAAAAAAGUCGACUGUGUUCUUGAAAUAUUAUUUGUAUUGUAUGAAAUAUUUAUAUUGUAGGAAAAUUGAUUCUUAUUACUGCAAAACAGGGCAAUGUCUGUACCUCGUCCAUUUUAGCCAUAAUACAAUUGUAAUGAAA
Molecule: messenger RNA, 2874 nt
Organism: Cataglyphis hispanica
Lineage: Eukaryota; Metazoa; Arthropoda; Insecta; Hymenoptera; Formicidae
Gene: Tdrd3
Product: tudor domain-containing protein 3
Exons: 11
Coding region: 366-2468 (700 amino acids)
Biological process (GO): mRNA processing
Cellular component (GO): nucleus; cytoplasm
Molecular function (GO): protein binding; RNA binding
Source: RefSeq, a predicted model, not a curated record